Messenger RNA from Melampsora larici-populina 98AG31, 3395 nucleotides. RefSeq lists its product as uncharacterized. The transcript is spliced from 8 exons. Lineage: Eukaryota; Fungi; Basidiomycota; Pucciniomycetes; Pucciniales; Melampsoraceae. The record is from RefSeq and is a predicted model, not a curated record. Gene Ontology annotation, biological process: regulation of DNA-templated transcription elongation; mRNA export from nucleus. Gene Ontology annotation, cellular component: THO complex part of transcription export complex. The coding region runs from base 1 to 2928 and encodes 975 amino acids.
AUGAACAUUCAAACUACCAUCUCACUCCCAACAACGCCAUUCUCCCAAUUCCAAUCUAGUCUCAAGUCUAGCCUCGAUUCAUACCUCAUCACUAUCGGUAAUCAGCGUGUGGAUCAAAGUUCACAAAAUCCACUUACUACCUUUGAUCCACUUGUUGUGAUCGAACUCUCUUCUGCUCUCAAUGUGCUUUGGUCUCAACUUCCUAGCCUUCCUUCUACUGCCUUGGAACUUCAGCGUUCAAUCGUCUCAUCAGUUCUCACUUCCAUCGUUAGCCAAACCGCAUAUCCGGCUCAACAUUCCUUCUCACUACCAGUUCAUCAUCAAUUACUUCACGAUGCUCUCGACAUUUCUUUAGUCUUGAUUGAACAGGAUAGAGCACCGGCUGAUCUUACAUUGAGCUGUAUCGAAGACAUUCUUGAAACAGCCACAGUGGAAGAAGCUGAGCGGAUAUUCUGCUACCUCGAAUCUCGUGUAGAUCGAUUAACCGUCGGAAUGCUUCCGGAUCGUGGAAAAGGUUUAAUUUUCUUAAGAAUGCAAAAUAAUCUAUUAAGAAGACUAUCGAAAUCACUUCAUACUGUCUUUUGUGGAAGAAUUUUGAGUUUUCUUUCCUCGGUCUUUCCGAUUGCUGAAAAGAGUGGUGUCAACCUGAGAGGAGCAUUCAACACGGGAAAUGUGACACACUUCGAUCAAGAUAUCGAAAAGAAGGGAGUCGAAGCGGUCGAUUCACAAGGGAGCGAGACUAUCAAGUCGGACCCGGUGGUCGAAACCAAUCUCCUUAAAUCCAACGAAACAACUGCCGAUGCCAUGAUCAUCGAGAAGUCACUCCCAGCUUCCCAGGACAAACCCAUCCCUUCGGAUGAACCUGCCUCUACAGACCCAAAGAUUCAGACCGACUCUACAUUAGACGGCGAAAAUGUUGAGAAGUCUUUUGAGAUGAAGGAAGAAUCACCAGAAGAAGUAGCAGCGAGAUCUCGGGCCAAAGCAGAUGAACAAGAAGCCCGAGCCAAGGCAAAAGCAGCUUCAAAAGCCGGCAAGUUAUUCACUAUGGCCACACCUACAUUAUUAACUUCCGACAAGCGAGAGUUUUAUCUACGUUUUUGGGCACUUCAAUCUCUACUCUCCAAUCCACCCGAACUUUUCAAAGGAUGGCAGCCUGAUCCCAACGCCACACCAGCAACGGUUACCCCGCAGUCCAACCCUCAUACAUAUCCAUCCUCUCGCCCUACAUCGCUCCUGGCCCCUUCAACAAGUCUCCAGCGUGCCUCGCCUGUGCGUGAGGUCGAGGCGGCACCAUCAACGGCCAACUUGAAACGUCUGAAAGAAGGGAUCAACAAAACUCUGGAUGUCUUUGGUCGGAUGACUAAGAAAGAAAAGGAAUUGGGCACUCAUUCAAAGAAACCCAAGAUCGACGAGCGGAAUUUGGCCGAAGUGAAAGAACAUUAUUUCUUUCCAAAGUUUCUCACAAAGAGCAACUUAUUGGAUCUAGAGGUUGCAGACUCCUACUUUCGUAGACAAGUUUUAACCCAAUUUCUAAUCAUUCUUAAAUACAUUCGAGGGUUCUCUCUGGAGGAACGAAACAAGCGCGCUGCUUUACCCAAACCUAAUAGGGUCAGCGAGGUUCCAUACGUCUAUCAGGCUAGGGAUGAUGGAUGGGUUCGGAAACUGAAUGGCGAAGUAUGGAAAACGCUUUAUGCGACUCCGCCGAAUGGCGAAGUGUUUGCAUUGACUAUCAAGCAGAUCCUGACAAGGGAACAGAACUGGAUCAUGUGGAAAGCUGGCUCAUGUCCAAGUUUUGAAAGGCCAAGUCUAGGUGAUGAGAUGAUCAAGGCAGCUGAAGCCAAUUAUAAACGGAUCAUCGCACCUCCUAUGCGAUUUCCACAUCCAGUUGGGACUCCGGCGCUUAGUAAGCUUUGGAGCAACAAGGUGACUCCGGAGAGCAUUGAGAGUAUGGACUUUUCAGAAGGGGUUCCGGAUCUCAAUGCAUUACAUGGAAAGAUCAUGGCACAGGAGAAGCAAUUGUCGGCUCUCAAAGAAAGUCUGUUGGCUCAAGGGAAAUCUGAUACAGACGUAUCGAAUGAUCCACAGGUGCAAGCUAUCCAAGAGCGAAAAUCUUCACUUUCCUGGAGAGCGUUGAGAGUUGCACAGACUACUCAUUUACAGUUGUUUGGCAAGAUUGGUCUACCUGGAAGCGUGAAUAAAUUGAUGACUCUGAUCGAGGACGCCAAGACGCGCUCAAAUGGGAUCAACUCAACCCGACAAUUGGCAACAUCGAACCAAAUGGUUUCGACUCCUACUGGAACUGUUGUGACCGAUGCGACGCAGAUAACUCCAGGAACGUCUGGGAUUGAAGCCGAGUCCGAUUUACUUUCGCGAACGAAAGACGGAGACGAGAAUUCGGUACAGCUUGUGGCAAGCUCUGAUAAUCACGAUGGACAACCUUUGCUGGAUCCAUUCGUUCAACCUGAUAUCGUGAUGCUCGAUGGUGAGAGCAUCGAGGACACAAAUCCAGUGACUAGCAAAUCUUUGCCCGCCUCCGAAACUGAAGAGGAAGAGCCAGCUCCUGCUGUGCCAGCCAACCCCGAUCCGGCUCCACCCAUCUCCAUCCCCCCACCACUCGACUUGCAGCCUCAAAAGCCACAGCCACAACCACAACAGCAGCAGCAGCCGCCUCCCCCUCCCCCACCACCAUCGCAAGUCAAUGUGCCCCACCACCCUCAUGUGCCUAAUGGUCCAAGUCGGUUCAACAAUCAUCAUCAUCAUCUCUCACGCCAUCAAUCGCCUGCCACUCCUCACUCUGGCCGACUUCAUAUGCCUUCCCAUCGCAAUAUGCAAGUUAACCCAAUUGCAGACUCAAUCACAGACAUAGAUCAAGUGAUCAGAAGAGCAGAAGCAAGAGCAGCGCCUGAACUAGCUCGAUCACAUGCAUAGUCAACGGAUCAUCGAUCUCCAUCAAACAGGUGAAUUUAGACAAGGAUCACAUGUCGUACCAAAUCAUUCUAAUAAACAAGUAAAUGGACAUAGGCUUUCAGGUUCUGGAAUCGGUCAAGUUAAAAGAUUAGCUGAAGAUGAUGGAAUGAUCAAUGGAAUCAAGAAAUCAAAGACAUGAAGAGUAAUAUAUAGUUUUUUUUGUUUUUUGUUACUGUCAUAAGAUAGAAUUUGAAGGGUUUCUUUGGAAAUUGGAAAGAAGUUAUGUAGUGAACGAAGGAAUUUUAAAAGAUGAAAAAGAUUUUGACUUCAUGAUGUGAGAAAGAUUGAUUAAAUUGAAUUGAAACGAAAUUGAAUAUAUAUGUAAUGGUUUUAAGAAUCUAGGUUUUGAUGAUUGAAUGUUUUCCUUCAGUAUAUAUUGGAAGCCAAAGAUUAUGAUCUUCUUGAAAUUUUGAAAAAACUUUGAAGUG